Messenger RNA from Cyphellophora attinorum, 912 nucleotides. Its product is annotated as Enoyl-CoA hydratase domain-containing protein 3, mitochondrial. The transcript is spliced from 2 exons. The record is from RefSeq and is a predicted model, not a curated record. Gene Ontology annotation, molecular function: hydro-lyase activity. Bases 1 to 912 code for a protein of 303 amino acids. NCBI's taxonomy places the organism in Eukaryota, Fungi, Ascomycota, Eurotiomycetes, Chaetothyriales, Cyphellophoraceae.
AUGAGCUUUCCCAAACUCCCUGCUAAAGCCGCCUACCUCACAAUUGACAACGCGCGCCGCCGCAACGCCCUUUCUCUCGCCGUGCUACGCAGCCUCCGCGACCAGCUGCACAAAUACAACACUUCGCCAUCGGACGGCAAGUUACGGAUACUGCCUCCUUUCCAACCUUCCACCUUCACGAGCUGGAACGCGCCACCAGUCCCACCGAUCUACCAGAAUCUAUCCGAGAGCACGCCUGGCUCCUCCUCAACGGGCCCGCCUGGCGCGAACACCGUGCUGAUCUGCCUAAGCGCCGGGCAUGACCUCUCUGAACUCCGCGGCCUGUCUCACGAUGAGGUCAAGGAGACCUUCGCGCUCUGCGCCGAAGUCAUAUCGUUGAUCCGUCGGAGCCCGAUCCCUGUUGUGGGCGCGAUCCAUGGGCUCGCGACGGCGGCGGGAUGUCAGUUGGCACUCACUACUGACCUACCCAUUGCGAAGGCGAGCACGCCGUUUCAGUUGCCGGGAGCGAGUAUAGGCUUACCAUGCACGAGUCCCAGCACGGCAGUGAGUCGGAAGUUGGGAAGUAAUGCAUUCACAUAUCGGAUGUUGGCGCUCGCGGAGCAGGUGAGGGCGGAUGAGCUGCCUGGGCAGGCGGUGGAUGUGGUCAAGGACGACACGGAGGAGGCGUUUGAGGAGAGGGUGAGGCAGGUAGUACAACGACUGGUGGAUUUGCCAGCGCAACCGCAGGCGUUUGGGAAAUGGGCUUUCUGGACGCAGGUUGGAAUACGGGGGGUGGAAGGAGGGCAGGCAGAUGGAUAUGAGGACGCUGUCAGCUGGGCAGGGAAAGUGAUGGCGCUGCAUGCUAGAGGAGAGGAUGCGCGGGAGGGAAUGGCUUCGUUCGCGGAGAAGAGGAGACCACAGUGGAAGACGUGA